This is a messenger RNA of Octopus sinensis (East Asian common octopus), 2807 nucleotides long. Its product is annotated as nuclear receptor coactivator 4. Gene Ontology annotation, biological process: response to hormone; intracellular iron ion homeostasis. Gene Ontology annotation, molecular function: transcription coactivator activity. The record is from RefSeq and is a predicted model, not a curated record. Bases 194 to 1861 code for a protein of 555 amino acids. NCBI's taxonomy places the organism in Eukaryota, Metazoa, Mollusca, Cephalopoda, Octopoda, Octopodidae. The transcript is spliced from 7 exons.
UUGCUACUAAACUGAUUACGCAACCCAAAACCUGUAUUGGUUUCAAGUAUAUCAAAAGAUAUACUUCUUUGUAAUUACAUACAGCUUUAGUUAUUCAUGUCGGACAGUGUUAUAAGUCAGUGAGUCUUGUCAAAAUGUUAGAAAAGGUUAUUCUGCAUUUAAGAGUCCAUUCAUAUUCUGGAAAAUUAUCUAAAUGGAAUUCUCAAAUGUUCAGAAACAACAGCUUGUAAAGGCCACCCAGGAAAAGUAUGCUUUAUUUGAAAAAGCUAAGUGUGAUCUUUAUCAAAAUGUUGCUGAGUUAAAAUCCCAAAUCCGCUCACAAACGAGUCGCCUUCUGGAAGCCUUGCAAAAUCGAGAGGUGCAACUCAUUAAUCAGGUGGAUAUGAUCAAAAGUUCAAAAGAAGAAGUAUUACAAAAGAAGUUAGCUGCUCUUAAUUGUAAGCUUGACAAGUUGCAACAUACAGUUAAAUGUUCUGAUGAAGAAAACUAUGUUUUGGAGGAUAACUUUGAAAGCCUCUGUCUUCGUGAUAUGGUCCCCGAGGAACCUAUGCACAUGACAUUUAAACCAACACCAAUCGGCUUGAAAGAUGUUGUGAUGAAUUUUGGUAAAAUCACUUCAAAUGGAGUUUCUCUCUCAACAUUUGCUGAGUCAGACACUUCACCAACCAGUUUAUCAAAACAAUCUGAAGAUUAUAGAAAUGUAUCACACAAGGCAGUUGAACAGACAAAGCAGGCUUCAAACUCUGUGAAAUCGCUUGUAACCAGUGAAUGGCUGGCCAAACCACGAAAGAAACCUUCUUUGAGCAAGAUCAGCACACCAAUUAAUUCUAAAGUUAUCUUUGCACCAUUCAAGACAUGUAGAACAGCUGACUGGUUGGCUAGCCCCAAAUCCCUAUCUCCUUCACAAAACAGCAGUUCUGUUUGUCUUGCUGAAUUACCUAAAAAUGCAAGUAUUCAGAACUGGCUUCAUCAAAUAAAACAAAAUCAUGACUUUGAAGACGAUGGCUUUGAAAUUUUGGACACAGAAGAACUCAACAGUGAUGAAGAUACUGAUUCUAUUGAGAUUGUUUCAAGUAGCCCUGCAUCUGUAAACAGUGAAAUAUUGAAGAAUGCUAUUGGAUGCAAAAGAACCCCUGAUAUAGAUAACAGUGUUUGGUUGGCUGCUAAACGAAAGCCUAUGCCUCUUGGAAGGUCAUCCAAAACUUUGCCAACAUUUUCUUACUUUAAGAAAAUUGCAGCCCAAGAUCCAAGUGUCUGGCUUGUUAAGAAAAGGUCUUUGAGUAGUAGUAAUGUGUCUACAAAACCAGUUACUUGCAGUGACCAUGGACUCGCUAAAAAUUGUGAUAUUGAAAACCUUGGUGAUUCUUCUUGUGUUGAGAAUCUAACAAAGAAGUUCAGAGAACUUUCACAAAUUUCUAAAUGUCCUGAUCCUAAACUUAGUACAUUAGGCUUAAGCUCUGAUCAGUUACCACCAGUAAGCUCAGUGUGCAAAGCUAAUGAAGUUUGUGAGAAAUACAGCGAGUGUGUUGUUCAACCGAAUUGUGGUGAAAGAAAUUGGUUUGCAAAAGCGUUUGAUGCUACUAAUAAUACGGAAGCCGUUAAUCACAUCAGCCAAACUCCUGUCUUCAAAGCAGAUCCCAAGUUAGAUCAAUUUGCUUGUAAGAAAGACCCUUUUCAGCCAUUCCAGGCAACGUUUGAUUAUUCAUUCUGGUUAAAGAAAGGGAAAGACAAGGAAAAUAUACCCCAAAGAUGUUCUAAUUUGAAACGAGACAGUAACAGUUUUUCCAGUCUGUAUGAUUGGUUAAGUCCAGAGAGUAAAAAAAACAUCCAGGUCUUAAAUGAAAAUAAAUUUAAAUUCUAGCAUAUUAAUAACUUGAGCAAGUUUGCUAAUCUCUAGUAGGAUUAGGAAUUAAAAACAAAAAUAAAAUUAUAUAAACUAAGAUAUUAUAUUCAUUAAUUAGAAAGUUUGAUUAAUCACUAUAUUAAGUAGGACACAUUUUUCUGUUGAUAAUAUAGGAUUUGUUUUUGUUAAUCUUGUGUUUGUGUACAAAUGUAUUGGCAUAAAUACCUUCCAGUUGCAAUGGUUUGUGUGUGUCUCUGUUACAUAGAUCUGAAUAUAUGUAUAUGUGUGUGCUGUUUGUACAUGUGAAUGUGUGUACAAUUGUAUGUCACUUGUAGGUUGGUUUUAUAUUGCCUUUUAUGAAGAUAUUUUUAAUUUCUGUUUGGUGCUCAUUCGAGGUCUGUAAUUAAUAGACUUAGUCUCUUUUUCCAAGAAUAUAAAACCAGCUUAACUUUGUUCUUCCUAGUCUGUUGCUUCUAUAAAUGAUUAGAAUAAAACUGAACAUGUAUUUGGAUCUGAUUUCUAACAUGUGUCUCGUAGAUGCUUUGUUUCUCUUAUAAUAACUUUUACAACGGUGAUAUUGAACAAGUAGCAGACCAUAUUCUUAUUUUGUGGUUCUUGAUUCAAAAUUAGGUUAGUUAUGCUGAGAAUAAUUUUAACUUUACUUUUAGUUUCCACCAAUCUUUUUGAAACCUUUUAAACCUUGUUUAUCUACAUUGGAGAUCAAAGUUUUAUUUUAUUGUACAUAGGAAAGUAUUGUCAUGAGGAGUUUUUUACAAUUUGCUGAUAUAGUUGAUUUUCUUGACCAUAUUUUGCAUAACUCAUUUUUAUUGAUUUGCACAUAUCCCUAGAACUUGUCCAACAAGUUUUUUAUUGCACUUAGGACAUAUUUCUUCGCUUAGGCAAAGAGUGCUAACAACUGAUAAUAUAGGUGUAGUCUUUAUAAUGGUGCUUUAUUUUGUUCUAU